Messenger RNA from Carassius auratus (goldfish), 2797 nucleotides. RefSeq names its product TAP binding protein like (gene tapbpl). Lineage: Eukaryota; Metazoa; Chordata; Actinopteri; Cypriniformes; Cyprinidae. The coding region runs from base 177 to 1490 and encodes 437 amino acids. Gene Ontology annotation, cellular component: membrane. Gene Ontology annotation, biological process: antigen processing and presentation of endogenous peptide antigen via MHC class I. The record is from RefSeq and is a predicted model, not a curated record. The transcript has 9 exons.
CAAAAGUGAAAGUAUAUAUCACCUACUGAAUAUAUCACGAUUCGAGUUUCGAUGUUAGCCUAGCAGAGAGCCGUCUUGUCUUAAAAUGCGUUUAUAUACAUAAUUAUACAUAUACAUAAUUAUUAUAAGCGACAUCUAGCAAAAUCACUAGCCAUCUUUUUAGGAGCUGCUCGGUGAUGUUUACAAUCCUCGCCUUGCUUUCGCUGGUCUAUGGGCUGGAGGGGGCUGAUGUGGUCCUGUCCUGCUCUCUGAUCGAGGAAGGGGGCGGGAUGGGGGGCAUGAUGGGCGGGGCGAUGUUCAAGCGCACUCCCUCCACUCUGGUCUUCAGGGAUCUUGUUGGAAAUGACGGCCUGUCACCAGAGCUCGUGACCCCGUAUAACCCCCCUGAGACCCCUAACGCUGACGAUCUCAUCUUUGAGCUGACCUUGCCAUCUAUUCAGGUUCCUAAUGCAGACUUGCUUCUUCAUGCUGAUUGCAAUGAACAGGAAGUAGUUUGUGAGAUCAGCCGUUAUGUUCCUCGCGGUGCAGAGCUGGAUUCCCUCCCUGCUCAUUUCAUCGGCUCAGUUCAGCUGGAGGGUGGCGGCAUCAGCCUCACUCUGGUGCUGCAGACCCUUCAAAGUGAGACCACACAAUCUGACACGCACCCGCUGAUGCAGAGUAAACUGAACCUGCCUCUCAGCCAAUCAGGAACACUGCAGACAGAGGUCGUGUUUGUGGUGUUUUCUCGUGUCCCGUCUAUUGUGGCUCCAAUCGGGGGUGAUGUGCUGUUAGACUGUGGCUUCAGACAGAAGAACUCCGUCCCUGGGCAGGAUGUGGCACUCGAGUGGCGUAUACAACACAGAGGAAAUGGCCGGAAAAUACUUGACAUGAAAGCGAGGGAAACAGAGGCAGACGUGGGACAAGAUUUAUUUGUGGACCGGGAAGGCACAAGCGCUGAAGCAGAUCUUCUGGUGAGGGACGGCAAUGCAUCUCUGACUCUGAAGAGGUUAAAGGUCACAGAUGAGGGCACAUACAUCUGUACUGUCGGCUCUGGGGAGUUUCAGACUCAACAGAUCGUGCAGCUGCACAUCACACAACCUCCUCGUAUCACACUGUCUGAGGAGAAACUGACAUUUCAGGACACGACGCCCCAGAAACUGAGCUGCCAUUGUCAUCGCUACUAUCCUCUGGACGUCCAGGUGGAGUGGUUUUCGCAGGCGCCCUCUGAAGAAGAGCCUGUCUCUUUGUCAAAAGAAUCCUCCCUCUCCAGCCAUCGGCAGCACAGUGAUGGAACAUACUCCCUCUCCUCACACCUCACCCUGCAGCCCCACAAACACCCUCCGGGGACCGUUAUCACCUGUAGGGUGUCUCAUGCCACCCUAGAAACACCGAGUGAUGCCACCCUCACUGUGGACAAACCUGAGCCGGAAACAGCCUUCUGGACAAUAGUCUUGAUGCUGGCGAUAUCAGUGGUGUUUUUAUAUCAGGCUUUCAGAGGUGCAGAGAAUUGAGGACCAGUCUUCUGCAUGAAUUCUUGGAAGGAGCCAUCUUACGUUUUUUUACUUCAUCUGUCUGCACUGUCUACACAUGGGUUUAUUUUCAUUCAGUCACGGUACAUUUGUUUAAUAGAAGUGAAAGGGGUGGCUGACUGCUUUUUUUUGGCUUGAUUAUGUUUAUGGGGUGCAGUGUAACAUCAUCAUGCUUCAUAAAAAAAGCCUUAUUUUUCAUAAAAAAUGUUUAUUGUCAUCCACUGUCUCCAUUGCAAUUUGAACGACCGGUUGACUUUCUGUUUAUAUGAUACCACCCCCUCAGAAAUAAGCAAUGCACGUAGUGCCCGUGACGUCACCUGUAGGUUUCCGAAGAGCGUUUUUGAAACCUAAAGUAGGCGAAGCCGGCCGUUUCCACCUUGGCAUCAUCACCGCACGUCAUUUCCGGAUAAUUGAAAAUGAGCAAAGAGACAGGAGCUGGCUGCUGAAGCCACGCCCACCUAGCUCGACAGCAGUGACAGAAGCGGCAAUCUACCCGUCACUCAAGUAGCCACGCCCUUAAUUAUGCAGAAUUUUAAGGCAUAAUAUAAUUCAAACAAUGAGUUAUAAAAAAUUAAAAAAAAUCACCCCUCUCAGUUUUCAUGAAGGGCAAAAUUAGCUAUAUAUACCGAAACCACUUUUUGUACUGUAAACCAUUUUUCCUGCUGUGAAGUUUUUACAUUUUAACAUGAGUCUAUGGGAUUGAUUCCCUUUUUCAGCCAGCCUCUAGCAGCCGGUUGAUGAAUUACAGUUUAACUCACUUCCGUGUUGACUUCACAAGAGAGAGGAGAAGUACCCAGCUGCAGACUGCAGAUCGAGGAGGUGCUGCAUCUGGGACGGGGCUGCACGUGUUGCCCUGCCACAUACCUACUCUGAUUGGUUCGAUCUUCUUUCAUAGACAUAUAUGACAGGACAUGUGAGAGAGAAAUUCACCAUGUAAAUUUCUGGGUUUGUGACGUAACAAACUCAAAGUAGCUCACUGUAGUCCCUACGAGCAGUUUUUGUAGGCAUUAAACUGCCAGAAUUUUAAAAGACGAGAUCUCCGUUUUCAUUGAACUUUCAGCACCUUAACAGCGCCAGAUAUUGUUUAUGCUCAACUGCAACAUUACACACUAAUGAAAAAAAAGUGAAAUCGCAAUCAACCGCCCCUUUAAAUGUAAAAAAUGCAUCAUCUUGCGUAACUUAUUCUAUAAAUGUCAAAUGAAUUCUAUUUUUCACAAUGUUCUAAUCUAUUGGAUGUUGUUUAGUUUUCUUGUUUUUAUUUUUGUGUGAAAUAAAGACAACGGAUAAGG